AAGGCCGAUAAAAAUUGGGAAAUCCAACUAAUCACCCCGCUAUUCUCACCGCCCGGAAUCACGUCCUGUCUCGAAUUCGCAGACCAACACUACAGUAUCCUGAAGAACCGUUGUUUUUGUAGCAUUCGGGCCUUUCAGCAGUCAAAAUGUCUUUCGGCGGGCAAACCCCCACCAUCAUUGUCCUGAAAGAAGGCACCGAUACAUCGCAGGGCAAGGGUCAGAUCAUCUCCAACAUCAACGCAUGUCUGGCAGUUCAAAACACUAUCAAGCCCACCCUGGGCCCGUACGGCGGUGACUUGUUGAUGGUAGACGAGAACGGCCGGCAAACGAUCACAAACGAUGGCGCAACCGUCAUGAAGCUGCUCGACAUCGUACACCCCGCAGCACGCAUUCUGGUGGAUAUUGCAAGAUCACAAGAUGCCGAAGUCGGAGACGGAACCACAUCCGUCGUGGUCUUGGCCGGUGAGAUUCUGAAGGAGAUCCGCGAACACGUUGAGCAGGGUGUCAGCUCUCAGGUCAUCGUCAAGGGCCUGCGAAGAGCUUCUACUAUGGCCGUGAACAAGAUCAAGGAAAUUGCCGUACGAACAGAUGAGGGCAACAGGAGGGAGACCCUUUGCAAGCUUGCCGGCACCGCCAUGACUAGCAAGCUCAUCAAGAGAAACACUGGUUUCUUUGUCGAGAUGGUCGUUGACGCUGUCCUGUCACUUGACCAGGAUGACUUGGACGAGAAGCUCAUUGGCAUCAAGAAGAUCCCCGGCGGCUCCCUGACCGAUUCCCUCUUCGUCAACGGUGUCGCGUUCAAGAAGACUUUCUCCUACGCCGGUUUCGAGCAGCAACCCAAAUCCUUCCAGAAGCCCAAGGUCUGCUGCCUCAACGUUGAGCUUGAGCUCAAGGCCGAGAAGGACAACGCCGAGAUCCGUGUCGAGCAGGUUUCAGAGUACCAAGCAAUUGUCGAUGCGGAGUGGCAGAUCAUCUUCAAGAAGCUGGAGGCUAUCUACAAGACGGGAGCCAAGGUCGUCCUCUCCAAACUCCCCAUCGGUGAUUUGGCUACCCAGUACUUCGCAGACCGCGAUGUUUUCUGCGCAGGACGUGUCGCUUCUGGGGAUAUGGAGCGUGUGGUUCAAGCUACUGGUGCUACCGUUCAGUCAACAUGUUCCGAUAUCCAGGCCCACCACCUAGGCACAUGUGGAUCUUUUGAGGAGCGCCAGAUCGGUGGAGAGCGAUUCAACUUCUUCGAGGAGUGCCCCGAGGCCAAGACAUGCACAUUGGUCCUCCGUGGUGGUGCCGAGCAAUUCAUCGCCGAGGUUGAGCGUUCCCUGCACGAUGCCAUCAUGAUCGUGAAGCGUGCCAUCAAGAACCACAUGAUCGUUGGUGGCGGUGGUGCAUGCGAAAUGGAGAUAUCGGCCUACUUACAUAACUUUGCAGAUAAGAAGAUUUCCAACAAACAACAAGCCAUCAUCAAGUCCUUCGCAAAGGCUCUUGAAGUCAUCCCUCGCCAGCUUUGCGACAAUGCCGGUUUCGACGCCACAGACAUCCUCAACAAGCUGAGGGUAGAGCACCGCAAGGGCAAGGUAUGGGCAGGUGUGGACUUCCAGAAUGAGGGCGUGACGGAUAUGAUGGAGAGAUUCGUUUGGGAGCCGGCGUUGAUCAAGAUCAACGCGAUUCAAGCCGCAACAGAGGCAAGUUGCUUGAUCCUCGGUGUAGAUGAGACUAUCAGGAACGAGGAGAGCGCGCAGCCGCAAGCGCCUGGCCAGGCCCUGCCUCCAGGAGCUGCUCAAAGAGCACUAGGACGUGGACGUGGACGUGGCAUGCCGAGACGGUAAAUAAUGAUUUGGAAUGACAUAGAAAAAGAGAGCGUGGAUGUAUGAUACCUACAACGAGGAGUUCAGGUACGACAUGGCGUUAAAUAGAGCUAUAUUGAUGAGUCUACAAGUUCUACAAAACCGCCUCCUAGAGAUGGGUCGUAUAGGAGCGAUCCACUCACAUCUACUCCAGAGUAAUGCUAAUUGUAUACUACAAACCCCUAUUUCUUACA
Messenger RNA from Truncatella angustata, 2035 nucleotides. RefSeq names its product T-complex protein 1 subunit eta. The transcript is spliced from 2 exons. Bases 147 to 1823 code for a protein of 558 amino acids. Gene Ontology annotation, molecular function: ATP binding; ATP-dependent protein folding chaperone; ATP hydrolysis activity. NCBI's taxonomy places the organism in Eukaryota, Fungi, Ascomycota, Sordariomycetes, Amphisphaeriales, Sporocadaceae. Gene Ontology annotation, biological process: protein folding. Gene Ontology annotation, cellular component: chaperonin-containing T-complex. The record is from RefSeq and is a predicted model, not a curated record.